Closterium sp. Naga37s-1 is the source of this 1593-nucleotide messenger RNA. Lineage: Eukaryota; Viridiplantae; Streptophyta; Zygnematophyceae; Desmidiales; Closteriaceae. The record is from the annotation of a GenBank genome assembly.
AUGCCGAGACUGGAUGUACGGCCCCUCAAUUUUUCCAUCAUGUGCGCAGGUGUGACUGUAUCGGCGGACGAAAUAAAGAAGGGAUUCAGGCGAGCGUUCGCGGAGCCAUGGCCUCACGGUUUGAGAUACGAGGGAGACGGGCGGCCGUUUUGGCGGCAUGCAGUGGCCAUGGCGACAGGAUCUGAUAACCAGGACUUGUUUGAAGACCUUUACCAGCACUAUAAGAAGGCGUCGGCAUGGAGGGUGGCAGACGGUGCAGUGGAUGCUCUGUUGAGACUCAAACAAGCCAACGUCCGCCUGGCGAUAGUGUCCAACUUUGACUCAAGAUUGCGCCCAAUUCUACGGGACCUUCAAGUCGACUUGCUGUUUGACGCCAUAGUCGUAUCCGCUGAAGUUAAAUACGAGAAGCCAUCACCAGAGAUUUUCGCCAUUGCUCUUGAGGAACUAGGAGUGUCGUCUCCCAGUCGCGCAGUGCAUGUGGGGGACGAUGCAGUUAAUGACUUACAAGGAGCCGUGGAUGCUGGCCUGCAUGCAUGGUUAUGGAAACAGGACAUCGACAAGUACGUUCCUGACGUCGAAUCCCCGUAUCGGCCAUUCUUCAAGCCCCCGUCUCUCCUCCACACAUCAAACAACCCCUCUUCUACCUCCAAGUCUCUCAGCCUCUUCGGGAGCUUAAAGCCCACGGAAGUGUUCGCUGAGACGCAGCCGCCAGAGCUUCAACACAUGGGGGAGGAAAAGAAGGAGAAGAUUCCGAGAAGCUGGCUGGGACGAGCAGAGGAAGGCCGGGGGAUUGGGCGAGGGGAGAAAGGAGGGAGAGGAGGUAGAAGUAUCUGUGGUGACAACGGUGGUUCUUUCAGCAGCGGCGGCUCCUUUCGCAGUGAUUCUCAAAACCGCCCCGCAGAGAAUUAUCAAAAGAAUCCUGCAGGGUAUCCGCAAGGAAACGUUAGCGGGUACUCGCAAGGGGGUGAACCCGGGCAGGGUGUAUAUUCUCGGCCUGAGACGCCCUCACACCCUUCCACACCUUCGCAACCAUCUUCACCGCACUCAUCGUCCCCCGCACACCCUUCCCAUCCCUCACACCUCAGAUCAGACCCAUACCAACGGGGAGGCCUUCCCUCGUCUCGCCCUUCCCAUCUGAACUCCCCUCGCACUCCCUCUUACCACUCUCAACCGUCUCACCCUUCUCACCCUCCUCACUCCUCCUAUCCUUCCUACACGCCUCACCCUUCCAACCCAUCUCACCUGCACUCCAAUCCCCCUUCCCCAUGGGGUCCUUAUUCCCCCCACCCUGUAUCCCCAUCCAUGCAUCCUUCUGCCUACAUGCCCCCGAAUCACCAUCACCACCCAUCCACGCCCUCCCACCCCUCCUCCAUGCCGCAUUACCCCUCCCACAUGCCACAUCCCUCGCAACAACCGCUUUACCAUCCACAACACCAUCAAUCAUAUCAACCACCUGGGUACCCUCACCAUUCAUCAUACCCAAGACCACCCAACUACCAGGGUUAUCCGAACCAUCCCAGUGCUGUAGCAGCAGGGGUAGGGGGUCCAUCUCCCUAUGCCAGUCACCCGGGAACCCCCAGGACUCCAGGUUGA